AUGUUUGCUUGUAUCGAGGAUACUUGUUUUACGUGUUUUAAGGUGGGCUUGGAUAAUGCAGGAAAAACCACUGUGCUAUAUAAGCUCAAGCUAGGAGAAGUGGUGACCACUAUUCCUACAAUAGGGUUCAAUGUGGAAACUGUUGAAUACCGUAACGUCUCGUUCACGGUUUGGGACGUAGGUGGACAAACAACAAUUCGGCCCUUAUGGAGAUAUUAUUUUCGCGAUACUCAGGUGGGCUUGGAUAAUGCAGGAAAAACUACUGUGCUAUAUAAGCUCAAGCUAGGAGAAGUGGUGACCACUAUCCCCACAAUAGGUACGUAUUUCUUAUUGAAGAUUUCUGGAAAAACUUUUCUGCCAAACGUGUACUUCAGUAGGCUACAAGAAUGA
Cooperia oncophora is the source of this 390-nucleotide messenger RNA. The record is from the annotation of a GenBank genome assembly. NCBI's taxonomy places the organism in Eukaryota, Metazoa, Nematoda, Chromadorea, Rhabditida, Trichostrongylidae.